Messenger RNA from Esox lucius (northern pike), 3330 nucleotides. Its product is annotated as zinc finger protein 239-like. Gene Ontology annotation, cellular component: nucleus; shelterin complex. Gene Ontology annotation, molecular function: RNA polymerase II cis-regulatory region sequence-specific DNA binding; telomeric repeat DNA binding; DNA-binding transcription factor activity, RNA polymerase II-specific. Bases 1348 to 3138 code for a protein of 596 amino acids. Gene Ontology annotation, biological process: telomere capping; regulation of transcription by RNA polymerase II; regulation of telomere maintenance via telomere lengthening. The record is from RefSeq and is a predicted model, not a curated record. Lineage: Eukaryota; Metazoa; Chordata; Actinopteri; Esociformes; Esocidae. The transcript has 8 exons.
UGACAGUCAAAGUGUAAAAGGUAUUUUAGAAAAUAAUCAAAAAGAUACAUUAGCAGUUUUUCACUUACUUCCAACAUCAACUCUGGUGCCGCUACCAAAAGUGUACCACAGUGAUACAAUCCUUAUUAGGUCCCAUACAAAAACUCCCAGCGAUGUGAUGCAACAGCUGUGAAUAUCAAAAAUACUGAAUCACAUCUAAAACACCAAAAAACAUCCACAAAGAACAGAAAUACUGCUUGCAGAAAACACACAUAUACAGUAUAUAGAUUUUCAUUUUGUAUAUUUUAUCAUUACGUAUUUAUGUAGCAUGUAACCGCAUUUAAAGAUUGUAUCCAGUGUUGGCGUUCCUCAAUAUUGUUCAUCAGGACAUGUUGAUUCUGAUCCAUGUGGUACAGUACUGUCACAAACACCUAUAUUUAAGAUGGUGAUUUCAGAUUUAACAGCGUUGGAAAACUCACAGAAAAAAAUACCAGAGGAAUCGUACCUGUUAUAGUGCACAAGUGUUCUCUAAAAUAUACAUGUUGAUUUGAAGAACUUAGAAGAGAGUUCAAGCACCAGUGAACCGGUUAAUUAAUAAUUAUUCAAAAUACAAUAGUGAGACAUUUUUGUAAGAGUUGUGUGUUUUUCCACCCCGAAAUGUCUCACUCUUAAAAACCAUAUAUUUCAAACAAAUCUGAAUGGAAAUGAACAACUUUUGAUUAAUUGUAUUUCUGAGAAACAAAGGAGAGUCUUACAUGCAGUCUAAUGUUUUAUGCUUUGGAGUAAGGGAGUCAUCACUGUGGGGGCUAAUAGAUGUCUAUAAAGCUAGAUUGUGUAAGAUGUUGAGUAAGAGCAAUAAUUCCCAAAAUACUACACCAUUAAGGUUUUGGCCAUUAUGCAAAUGUGUGAACAGUAUUACUGGAAUAUUUUGUUGUGUUUUUCAAUAGAAGAACUACACUGUUUUUCCCCGUGUACGUUUUUAUUAAAUUCACAUCCCGUACAGUAGGUGGCGAAGUACACAUACAUGAGUGUGAUCAACGCUAUACCAGAGAAGGGGGGAAAAAACACUUUUAUUUUGAAGCUCCGGGUUUUUCUCGUUACUGUGUGAAACCUUUAUGGUGCAAUACCAAAUUGUUAGUUGUCUAGCAACCUGUUUGCAGGAACAUUCAGCAAAUCAUGAAUAUGGGUCAUAAAAUACUACAUUUAAAUGAUCUAGCAGUUAGCUAAAAUUAACGUUACCAACCAUCCUGUUUAGACUUUAUUAAGACACCCCGUGCUCAAGUCUGUACAGUUGCUAUCUAGCUAACCCACGUAGCGUAUCAUUGAGGUACAUUUAGUGUAGCUGUGGUAGUUUUUAUCGCUAUCAAAAUGGAUUCGAAUACGGAAGGUGUCAGUCUCCCUCUAUCUUUCUUACGUCUCCUGGUACCACCAAUACGCUUGAUGUCAGCAUUCAUGUGGCAAGUAGCUCAACAGCGUGAUGUGAUGCAGUAUGGGAAGCUGGUGGAGUUUGUGACUUUGGUGACAGAGAUGGUUCCAGAGCUACUGCACUACAGACAGAGGGCCCAACUCAUCCUGGGACUGAAUGCCAGGUUUGUUCUUGAGUUGUGUUGUGGUACAGAGAACGAAGUUCUCCGCCAAACCAUCCAACCCCACUUGGACAGAAUCCAGUCUUGUACACUAGAGUCAAAACUCAUUGAGGACAAAUACAACGAAGUGGAGGCAUCAAAGUCUAACUUUGUGAAGCUGGUCCAGACACUGCUUGAAGAUGCAACAAAGAAGAAGUACUUUUUUCAGGAGGUGUUCCCAGUACAGUACGGCAGUAAGUAUGACACAUCGUUGCAAAUACUGGUUUGGGAGUUUUUUUCUAGACUGGAGGAGCUACUGCCGGUGCCCAGCUUCACACAGACAUCAUCUUGUCUCUGCCUUGCCCCUUCUGACCUAUGUGAGUUCUGGGAUUCUGUCUCUGACCUUGAGCACCUGAAGAUACUCCUGCAGCAUCAAAGACACAAAGGACUCCUGAACAGAGAUAAUUUCUUCUACAACUCUGACACCAUCCUGUCUUCUAUGACCUUCACUUUCUCAGUAAACUUCGAGGAUCAAAAAUGUCACAAUAAUAGGGAGAAAGAACAGACGGAUGGAAAUGUAAUAAAUCAGAAGGAAAUAAAUUACAGUGAAAGCAAUGAUGCAGAUGAGAUCCUUUAUGCGGAAAGAUUUGAGGAGGCUGGUGGAACCAUUUCUGCACAGCAGACACCAGGGCCAUCACAAGAGACUUGUCCAGUGGUUGUUAAUGAAAAAGCUAUUGAAAUGCCCACCCUUGUCUACUCUCAGUCCCCAUUCUCCCUCCAGAUAGGGAUGAAUAAUCACCAGCACUUCAGGAAGGAACAUCUGACAGAGGAGGACAACAGGAGACAGUUAUUAGAAGGAGCCAAUAAUUCACUGCCAUCAAUUGAAACAGUAAAGAGUUCCUUAGCCAAAGCCACCAAGAAGUAUGUCUGCUUUAAAUGUGGGAAGGGUUUUAGAAGCCCAUCGGACCUGAAACGACAUCAAGGUGUUCACACAGGCAUGCGGCCGUUUCAUUGCAACCAGUGUGAGAAAAGAUUCAAAUCAAAGGGUAGUCUAAAACAGCACCAACGAGUUCACACAGGAGAAAGGCCAUAUGUUUGCUCACUUUGUGGCUGUGGGUUUAGGACAUCGGACAUCUUAAAAUCACAUGUGCGCAUUCAUACUGGGGAACGCCCUUAUGUGUGUACAGUAUGUGGGAAGAGAUUCAUUCAGCAGCCACUAUUAACAAGACACUUCAGGAUGCAUACUGGAGAAAGACCUUACUUGUGUAGCAUAUGUGGAAAAACCUUCCCGUGUUCAGGGGAACUGACUGUACACUCAAGAGUCCAUACUGGGGAAAGGCCUUAUCAUUGUGAGCAAUGUGAAAAGACUUUUAAUAGAUUGAUGAGCCUGAAAGUGCACCAGAGAAGUCAUACAGGCGAACGGCCAUAUCUAUGUAAACACUGCCCCAAAUGCUUCUCGACCUCCAAAGGACUAGUGCAACACAUAAGAACCCAUACUGGAGAGAAACCAUACCAGUGUUUUAAGUGCGGCAAAAGAUUUUCCGAAAGGGGAAAUAUGAAAAUACAUCAUCGAUCGUGUAUACAUGAAAAAUAGAUUUUGAUUAAAUAGUUUAAGUUUGUAAUUUAUGUUUCUGUUCUGCGUAUUACGCUAUAUCAUCGUUUUGUAAAAUGAAACCGUAAUGUGCAAAGAUUUUUACUUUAGCCUGAAAUAUAUUCCUCUGUUCUGUGCUGACCAGUGAGAAAAUUGUGGACAAAUACAUGAACAAUUAAAAAGUUGCUAUGGUUA